UGCAAUUCGCCAAAUGGCUCUCUCUCUCUCUCUACUUCCAAAGUGAUUUUCUUCUCUCUCAAAAUGGAAUGGACAAAUACGGAUAUUUAUUGCUCUCCCCUGCCAUUUCUGGAAAUUCUUAAUAGGCGAUUUGUGGAACUGGAAUGGUUGGAAAAUGACGCUGAGGGGUUUCUUGAGGAUGUUUAUGGUGAGUAUUUCAGGGAUGCUGCUAAAAUUCUUGGCUUAAUGGGGGCAGAACUGAAACAACGUCCCUACCAUAUCCCUGAGAUAAAGAGGCUCCUUAAUCGAUUCAAGAAAAAAACCAUCAGUAUAGGAGCUGUAAAAGUGAAGCACCAAAUCAAUUGCAUGUGGCAAAACUUGAAGUGUGGAGAUUUUGAAGCGUUAACGUUUGUGUUUGAGGGUAUUAAACGGGAAAAUGAACUUGUGCAGUUUAGGCUGGAGAGCUACUUCAAGGUGAGGAAGCAAGGUCCACCUGCUGAGAUAGAGGACCGACCUGAGUACGGGUAUAUGGAUACUGACAGCGAGUAGGAAGUGGCAUCUCGACCAGGAAACCUUCAGAAAACCAGUUUGUCAAGUUAAUGGAUGUGAGUGGAUGUAGUAGGUAAAUGUAUAUGUGGAAAUAAAUGGGAACAAGAGAAAGCAACUUCAGUCUGCCUUCUUUGUAUCCCUAGUUGUAGUGUGAAUAACUUAAGUAACUGAUCUGAGGUCUACUUUUGGUCAUGUAACUCUGUAAUCUAUUUUCAUGUUGCUUAAUGCAAGUGUGUGAGAUGUCUCUUUCUAUG
This is a messenger RNA of Lycium ferocissimum, 782 nucleotides long. Its product is annotated as pseudo histidine-containing phosphotransfer protein 1-like. Gene Ontology annotation, biological process: cytokinin-activated signaling pathway; phosphorylation; phosphorelay signal transduction system. Gene Ontology annotation, molecular function: histidine phosphotransfer kinase activity; protein histidine kinase binding. Gene Ontology annotation, cellular component: nucleus; cytoplasm. The transcript is spliced from 6 exons. The coding region runs from base 64 to 528 and encodes 154 amino acids. Lineage: Eukaryota; Viridiplantae; Streptophyta; Magnoliopsida; Solanales; Solanaceae. The record is from RefSeq and is a predicted model, not a curated record.